Molecule: messenger RNA, 3235 nt
Organism: Corylus avellana
Lineage: Eukaryota; Viridiplantae; Streptophyta; Magnoliopsida; Fagales; Betulaceae
Molecular function (GO): mRNA binding; protein binding
Source: RefSeq, a predicted model, not a curated record
CCUCUCCGUUUGAAUUUUUCUUCACACUACUUCAUUUUCCCGAGAAAAUAGUUGCCUGAGAAAAUAGAGGGUUCAUGAACUGCUUCAAUGGCUGUAAAGCUUUCAUCUUUGGCUAUUUGCAAGAGAAUUCCCAAAUGGGUCAAUCAAAAUGCAUUCAUUUCUUCAGUUUCAUGUGCUAGUAGUAUCGAAAUUUUCCCGGAAAACAAUCAGAAUCCACUGAAUUCAUCGGAUUUUGAACAAAAUUUUCGGUUUUUAAGGAAUAAGCUUUCUCCGGAUAACUUAAUCCGGGUUUUGGAUAAUACCAGUGAUUUGAACUCAGCAGUGAGGAUAUUCAAAUGGGCUGCCCUCCAAAAACGGUUCUGCCACACCGCUGAUACGUAUUAUCGGAUAAUUGUGAAGUUGGGCAUGGCUGGAAAUGUUAAGGAGAUGGAAGGGUUUUGUCAGAAUAUGGUGAAAGAUAGGUGCCCAGGUGUUGAGGAGGCUUUUGUGGCAUUGCUUGAUACCUUUGUAAGACAUUGUAGGCUAAGUGAAGCUAUACGAGUUAUUGUUAAUAUGAAUUCGGGUGGUUUUAAGCCCUCUAUAGAUACGUUUAAUGCCGUUUUUGCUGCUCUAGUGGAUGAGAAGAGAGACUUUCAAGAUUUAAUGUUUGUUUAUAAGGAAAUGGUGAAAGCAGGAGUUGCACCUUCUGUUGACACUUUGAAUCAUUUGUUGGAGGCUUUGUUUGAGACCAGUAAGGUUCAGUCUGCUUUGGAUCAGUUUAGGAGAAUGAGCAAGAAAGGGUGUAAUCCUAAUAGCAGGACAUUUGAGAUAGUCAUAAAGGGUCUCGUUGAGAAAAGCCGAGUAGAUGAAGCUGUUAGUGUUUUAGGUGAAAUGUCUGAACUUGGGUGUCAGCCUGGUUUGAGUUUCUAUACCUGCACAAUACCUUUAUUUUGUAUGGAAAAUAAGCCCGAAGAGGGAAUUAGGUUGUUUAGAUUGAUGAGAGCUUCUAAUUUUGUUCCGGAUUCAUUCAUUUGUGAGGUUCUAAUACGGUGUCUGUGUGAGAACCUUUGGCUGGAUGAUGCGAUGAACAUUUUCAAAGAGAUGAUAGACAAUGAUAUAAAGCCGUCUAAUAAUGUGUUUUUGGAUAUGAUAAAUGUUUUUUGUAAAUUAGGGAAAAUAAAUGAAGCUUUAGAAUUCUUGGAAGACAGACAUGUUUUUGAAACUUCACCACGCAAUUCAUUGCUUGAAGGUUGCUGCUGUGCUGGUAAAUUUUCCUUGGCAAAAGGUCUACUUGAUAAAAUGUAUGAGAGGAACAUAGCCAACUGUGACUCCUGGAAUAUUCUUAUCAGAUGGCUUUGCAAGAAUGCAAGGAUCAGGAAAGCAUUUGAACUUCUAGGGAAAAUGGUUGUCUCCUCAUGUCUUCCUGACUGUGCCACAUACUUGGCAUUAGUUAUUGGUAACUGUAGAUUGAACAAGUAUGGAGAUGCAUUGAAGCUAUUUCACGAGAUUCGUGCUAACUGCUGGGUUUUGGAUUCUAUAUCUUAUUCUGAGCUAGUUGAAGGCCUGUGUCAGGUGGAAAGAACGCUAGAGGCUGCUGAAGUGUUUUGCUAUAUGUCUAGUAAUAGAUGCUCUCUUCAGUCUUACUCCUUUGAUAUGUUGAUCAAGAGUGUUUGUGCCAGAGGAAAGGUCGAUGAAGCGAUAAAUUUACUGCAGUUAGCUUAUUAUUCUGGUACUUCGUGUAGUAAUGCAACUUACACUAUAAUUAUGCUCGAGUUGUCUAAACUGGGCAAGGCAAAAGAUGUGGUAGUAGUUCUCUCUCAAAUGCUGAUAGAAGGUUGCAGUCUUGAUCUGGAAGUAUAUAGCAUCCUCAUACAAAGCAUGAGUUCACAGAAUCGAAUCAAGGAUUGUGUAUUCCUUUUUAACAUGAUGGUUAAUGAGGGUUUGGUACCUGAUUCUGAAGGGCUAUUUGAUCUACUUUCAUGUAUAGCCAACCAUUCUCAGUUGUAUAAGGUGUCAAGUUCGAUCGAUAAACUUAUUUGUAAUUCUGAAAUUGUAAAUCCAGCAAUUUACAACAUGCUGAUUAAUGGCUUUUGGAAAGAAGGUAAUAAACGUGAAGCAUGUCAUUUAUUGGAUUUGAUGUUGGAAAAAGGUUGGGUACCAGAUUCUACGACUCAUGGAUUGUUGAUUGGAUCUGUUGCUAGAGAGGAAGGGGACAGGGGGGCAUUUGCCUAUGGGAAUUCCAUCGCACAAGAUGCUGUUAGUAACAUACUAGCUGAGGGCUUGGGAAAUACUUGAUGUACCUACUUUUCGAAGAAUAGCAAUUUGAUCAGCUGAAGGCCCAGUUCCCUGGCGAAUGAUACUCUGACUCACAACUUCAUGAUUAUAGAUUUUCUCUCCAACUCAUCAGGAACACGAGGGAUUGAAACUGCUUUCAGACAUAGUUUUGUGUCUAUGGUGGCAUUCUGUGACAAAUGGUCUUUUUGUGGAAUGUGAUUGCUGGCAUUCCAGAUGACUUGCUCUGUUGCUGUAAUCCUUUUGACCUAAGGAGUUCUUUCUUGGGGGGCAUCAGCUUGUCUCUAAACAUGGAGAAGAGUGGCAUUUUCGGUUGGUAGAGGAGGAUGAAAUGUACAAAUAAUUAAUGAAUAAUUGAGAUUUGAAGAAGGGAAAUUAAGGGUGCAAAUUGCAAUGUAAGGAUUCCCCUUUUACAGCCAAGUUAUUGACCACAGAUUUUCAAAUCUAAUGGACAAGAUAGUAGCUGAAGUUGCUGGCAAUAGACUAAUAGACAAGCUAAUUCAAGCACUUCUAUUUAGCAUUCAAGUUACUAGUGCAAAUGUUUUUCUUCUGCCAUAGAAGUUGAUCAAAGGAAUACGUACUGAGGUGUCACUUUUAUUUUGGGCAGGUAUAGACAAGAGCUAAUGCAUGGACUAUCUUAUCUGUGAAGCUCUUCGAAAUUUAGAGUUGAAGGCUACUCAGGAAUUAGAAGAAUGGAUUUAGACUAGAUUGCUUCUGCUGUUUCAACCCCAAGGGGAGAAUUGGUGAAGACAGCACCGGUAGGUGACAGGAAUUUGAGAGAUAGCCGAGUGGUUUACCACUAUGUUUGUGUAAUUACUGUAAAAACCAAGUGAAGAAGGGAAAUGGGUCAUCAUUAUACGUGGGGUAUUCAAACUACUCUGUCACUGUUUGUUUAAGAUCUGUUUCUGUUAUUGACUAGAAAAACUGUUGUGACAUUGAUAUAAAGGUAAAAACUGUUCUGUUC